GUUGUUUAGAAACAUGGAGAAGUCAUAGGCGCGCUGAAGCGUUGAAAACAGUCGUAAGCGCCCAGUCACAAGGACACGCGCUUGCCGAAUUGGCUGUUAGCUUCUGCACCGUUAUUGGAACGAUAGUUUCUUAAACAGUUAGCCGAUCUGUAGGGCAACACCUCUACCUUUCUAGAACCCCAGCAAGUUCCGACGCCUGUUAGCAGACAAGCGCUUUCAUGACCCGAACUCAGGUCCUAUGCUGUUUGUCUGUUUUAGAUAGCAUUAUCGAAGCGACGCUUAGUCGAGGCCCUCAGAAGCAUAGCACACUUGGUUCCGCCAUCCACAAUGCACCUGCCGCGUCGCUUUCAAGCAUCCUAUCUGUCAUUUGUGUCAUUUAUUUGCAGUGUGAAGGGGCCCUGCUGGACGUGCUCCGGUCCAGACAUGUCCAUGCGCAUGUCCCCCGCCAGCAGCGCCUAAGCGUUGUGUAGUUCAGCCGUUACAGCGAGCCUUACUGAAGCGGCGCUUAGGCUAAGCACACAGGUUUGACUGCAUAUGUCUGCGGUCCUUUGGGCUGAGCCAGCGAUCCAGGAUCUGCCGCAGCAUUCAGGUCGCGGUGAGGCCGCUCUUCUCAGUCUUGGCAGACUCGAACGGCGUCAGCUCAUGAACCGAAGGGUUGUGCUAGUGAGAGCAUGUGGAAUGGGCCUUUCAGCUAGAUGCCAUGAACCGAACUGCCCUCGUGUCUCAUUGCGCUCCAACUGCUUUAUACAGUAAGGUGUGUGUGGCUCCGGUGUGGCCCCUCCAAGUACGCACGCACGCGCUACACCCGCGGCCCUACACCGUCAACACCGCCACCAGCACCAUCACCGUCACCGCCCCGCCCGCGGCCCAGCACGGCAUGGCGCCCCGCGGCGAUUACGUGCUGUGGCUGCUUGGUGACGAGGUCGGAGAGUUCGGCAAGACCUACAGCCAGGGCCACUGGGUCACACUGAAGGAGGCCGUGGUGUGAGCAGCUGCGUAUGUACGGACCGUACCUCGAUAGAUGCUUGUUGCUGUUACAAGCAUUGCCAGACAAACCGCGGCAAUGUUGAUCCCAUUGCAAUGCGCCGUGGCUUGUGUGCGGCGGUAACCAUUGUGCCAUUGUUUGUCUUGACCUUUUUGUGAGUACCGUAGUUCCAUUAACCGUGGACGGAGGAACACUGCACACCUGCGGUAUUAGGUCCAUCCCCUGGUCCAUCCGUCCAUGGCUCCGCCCGCCCAGAAUCUGGCCCAGAAUGCCGAAAUGGCAACUGUAAAGCUGCUCUUAC
This is a messenger RNA of Chlamydomonas reinhardtii, 1286 nucleotides long. RefSeq lists its product as uncharacterized. NCBI's taxonomy places the organism in Eukaryota, Viridiplantae, Chlorophyta, Chlorophyceae, Chlamydomonadales, Chlamydomonadaceae. The record is from RefSeq and is a predicted model, not a curated record. The transcript has 2 exons. The coding region runs from base 701 to 988 and encodes 95 amino acids.